CAGUCCCAUUCAAACCUCAACAGCUGUAGUGCGCAUUCAAACGCGGAAUUGUGCGGACGUUCUUAUUUUUAUAACUGGUUAUUUUUUACGAUUUCGAUUAUUGAUAAGUUGUUAUUUCUUUAAAAGAAUAGUUUCUUUUCCCAUUCGAAGAAGAAAAAGUGUUUUAAUAAACACGAUGAAUCUUUCGUUUGCUGGAUGCGGUUUUUUGGGUAUUUACCACGUUGGUGUGGCCGUGUGUUUUCGAAAAUACGCGCCACAUCUUCUUUUAGAGAAGAUCUCGGGGGCUUCCGCUGGUGCAUUAGCUGCGUGUAGCCUUUUGUGCGAUUUACCAAUAGGAGAUCUAGCCAGUGAUGUCUUAAGAGUAGCAACGGAAGCUAGAAGUCGUUCAUUGGGUGCGUUCCAUCCAAAAUUCGAUAUCCAACGAAUCCUUUUAGACGGUUUGGACAAAAUCCUUCCGGAAGAUGCUCAUUUACGUGUCAACGGACGUCUGCACAUUUCAUUAACACGCGUUCACGACGGAAAAAACAUCAUCCUGUCGCAUUUUAACAGCCGCGAAGAAUUAAUGCAAGCAAUCAACGCUUCGUGUUUCAUCCCUUUAUUUUCCGGUCUAGUUCCGCCAUUAGUUAACGGCGUCAGGUACAUCGACGGCGGAUUUAGCGAUAAUUUACCAACGUUAGAUGAAAACACCAUUACAGUUAGCCCAUUUUGCGGCGAAAGUGAUAUUUGUCCCAGAGAUGAUAGUAUGCAGCUAUUUCAUAUUAAUGUCGCAAAUACGAGUAUUGAACUUUCAAAACAUAACAUCUAUAGGAUUGGAAGAAUUUUGUUUCCGCCAACUCCGGAAAUUUUAUCUAAUAUGUGCAAACAAGGGUUUGAUGACGCGCUUCGAUUUCUUCAUAGGAAUAAUUUGAUCAAUUGUACGCGGUGUUUGAGCGUACAAUCGACCUUCCAAAUUCAAAGUACAAUUGAUGAUGGACCUGAAUAUGAUCCGGAAUGUCACGAAUGUAGAUUACACAGACAAGAAGCUAUGGUUUCAAAUCUUCCGGAUACAGUUCUAACAAUUUUCCAAGAAGCGAUCGAUUCCGCAAAUAAAGGUUUGGCGAAUUGGAUUUUCAAACACAGAGGGAUGAAAUUGUUGUCCGUUUUGAGUUUGCCGUACACGGUUCCAGCGGAUGUGAUGAUGGCUACAUUUACAAAUGCUGUUGGGGAAUCAUAUGAAAAGCACGACCUAGAAUAUAAGAUAGUUACUAAGACGCUAAUUGAGCAGACUAAUCGCACGUGUGCAUGCGGAUCUAAACAACAACAAAAUGAUCAAAAUCAACAAAAAGAUCAAUCGAAUGAAAGGCUCCUCGGUGCUGUGCCUAAAAUUAGUGAAAAGCUGUGGGAUAUCAGCUCGUAUUUCGUCAAUCAAAUCAAAUUUGUGGCUAAUAAAGUUACCACCAGCAAAGAAAGGCAAGAACAAGCUCAAAAUCCGAGAAUUAUUAAGUCAUGUACUGUAGAUGUAGAAGAUUCCUCAUCUAAAGAAUCAUCACCAACACAAAAACCACCACCACAAGCACGUCAUUUCACACGUAGAUCAAGUUUAACAGUUUGUAGAACCGGCGAAUACGCAGUGUAUAAUGAUACUUUCGAUAAUAUCGUUCAAGUGACCGCCAACCAUGAAAGUAUAAUAAGUUAUUAUUAUUUAGAUGAAAAUAGUAAAAAAGUAAAAGUAACUGAAAUUUUCGACGUCACCGACAGCGAUUCGCCAGUAGUUCAGAGUCAAAGAGAAAGAGAGUUAAAUCAACAGUUAGAAUUCGAUGAUGAUUGGGAAGAUACUGUUUGGUCAACUGGGAGGGAAGAUUAUCGCCAAUUAGAAGACGAGGAAGAUUGUACAAGUGGGGUUGAAAUAACCCCCCUUGAUGAUGUUUUUGAUAAUGAUAGUUCGAAUAUUUUUUCGGAUCCUGAAAGCGAAUGGACGUCGAUGAAAACUACUGGUGAUGAAAUUGGCGAAAAUUUGAGGUUCGAUGAUUUGAGGUUUGAAGAUUUACGACCUGAAUCAGAUCAACCCAGUCCUGGGGAGGAACUUUUAAAACGACCGUACGAAGUCCCAGCGUUUACUUACACAGAUCCUGGCGUUUAGAUAAAAAUUGUUAAUAAGAUUUGUUGAUUUUGAACUGAAAUUAACAACUGGUUACUUACUUUUAAGAGAAAAAUUUACCAAUGUAUGUGAUAUUGUGAGAUAUUAAGAUUUAUUAAGAUAUUUUUUUUUUGAAUAAGUAUUAUUCUGUGAACCUUA
Molecule: messenger RNA, 2275 nt
Organism: Onthophagus taurus
Lineage: Eukaryota; Metazoa; Arthropoda; Insecta; Coleoptera; Scarabaeidae
Product: 1-acylglycerol-3-phosphate O-acyltransferase Pnpla3
Biological process (GO): lipid homeostasis; triglyceride catabolic process
Cellular component (GO): lipid droplet; membrane; cytoplasm
Molecular function (GO): triacylglycerol lipase activity
Source: RefSeq, a predicted model, not a curated record